Pseudophryne corroboree (corroboree frog) is the source of this 3167-nucleotide messenger RNA. RefSeq names its product polypyrimidine tract binding protein 2 (gene PTBP2). Lineage: Eukaryota; Metazoa; Chordata; Amphibia; Anura; Myobatrachidae. Gene Ontology annotation, cellular component: nucleus. Gene Ontology annotation, biological process: regulation of RNA splicing; mRNA processing. The transcript has 14 exons. Gene Ontology annotation, molecular function: mRNA binding. The record is from RefSeq and is a predicted model, not a curated record. Bases 121 to 1716 code for a protein of 531 amino acids.
UCGCUCGUCUCGCCCAGCACUCGGCAAUUUCCGCCCCAUGAGGCAGCGCCAUUUUGUUUAUGAGUGAAGUCUGUGUCGGUGCUGUUCGAGAUCGUAUACGGAGCGCUGAUUAAUCUGGCAAUGGACGGCAUUGUUACUGAUGUUGCAGUCGGCGUUAAGAGAGGUUCCGACGAGCUGCUUUCUGGAAGUGUUCUUAAUGGUCCCAGUUCUAAUAUGAGCAGUAUAGUUGUGACUGCCAAUGGUAAUGAUAAUAAAAAGUUCAAAGGAGAUGAUAAAAUGGAAAGUUCGCCUUCCCGGGUACUUCAUAUCCGAAAACUUCCUGGUGAAGUAACAGAGACAGAAGUCAUUGCUCUGGGUUUACCUUUUGGUAAAGUAACAAACAUCCUAAUGCUGAAAGGAAAAAAUCAGGCAUUUUUGGAAAUGGCAACAGAAGAAGCAGCUGCCACAAUGGUUAAUUAUUAUACUUCACUGACACCUCACUUACGUAAUCAGCCAAUUUAUAUUCAGUACUCUAACCAUAAAGAACUGAAAACGGACAGUGCACUCAACCAGCGGGCCCAAGCAGUGCUUCAGGCUGUAUCUGCCGUGCAGGCGACAAAUUCCAGUGUGGGCAGCACCGCAGGAAGCGAGACCACAGUAACUUCUGCUCAGAGUCCAGUGCUGAGAAUAAUUAUUGACAACAUGUACUACCCUGUCACACUUGAUGUCCUUCACCAGAUAUUUUCAAAGUUUGGAACCGUGUUGAAGAUAAUCACAUUUACAAAAAACAAUCAGUUCCAAGCACUGCUACAGUAUGGAGACCCGACUAAUGCACAGCAAGCUAAACUGGCAUUAGAUGGUCAAAAUAUCUAUAAUGCAUGCUGUACCCUUCGGAUUGACUUUUCUAAGCUGGUGAAUUUAAAUGUAAAGUACAACAAUGACAAAAGUCGCGACUAUACACGGCCAGACCUUCCAUCUGGAGACGGGCAGCCUGCAUUAGAUCCAGCUAUUGCUGCAGCGUUUGCUAAGGAGACUUCACUUCUAGCAGUUCCUGGCGCAUUGAGUCCUCUAGGAAUACCAAAUGCUGCUGCAGCAGCAGCUGCCGCUGCUGCGGGUCGUGUUGGUAUGCAUGGCGUCACACAAGGAGGCAACACGGUUCUCCUUGUAAGCAACUUGAAUGAAGAGAUGGUUUCGCCCCAAAGUCUGUUUACCCUCUUCGGUGUUUAUGGAGAUGUGCAGCGUGUGAAGAUUUUAUAUAAUAAGAAAGACAGUGCUCUUAUACAAAUGGCUGAUGGCAACCAGUCACAACUGGCCAUGAGCCACCUUAAUGGACAGAAGAUGUAUGGAAAGAUUAUCAGGGUUACAUUGUCCAAACAUCAAACAGUACAGCUACCUCGAGAAGGUCUUGACGAUCAAGGGCUAACCAAAGAUUUUGGCAAUUCCCCCCUCCAUCGUUUCAAGAAGCCUGGCUCUAAAAACUUUCAGAAUAUCUUCCCACCGUCUGCAACUCUUCACUUGUCCAACAUUCCGCAAACUAUAACCGAAGAUGAUUUGCGAACAUUGUUUACCAACACAGGAGGAACUGUCAAAGCUUUCAAAUUCUUUCAAGACCAUAAAAUGGCUCUCCUUCAAAUGUCUACUGUAGAAGAAGCUAUACAGGCAUUGAUUGACCUUCACAACUACAACAUUGGUGACAAUCACCAUCUGAGAGUUUCUUUCUCCAAAUCAACAAUUUAAAGAAGAAAAAAAAAAGACAAAAAGCAGAGCGUUGGAUUUAUUGCAUUGUUAAGUGUAUUGUCACCAAUAGACUGUUCAGAAAAGUAGGGACCAGAGUCUGAUUUGUUCUUCACUCUAUCAUUUCUUGGUUCAUUACAUUAGUUGAUUUAAAGUGCAGUUAACAUUUAGCUGCAUAUUUUCCAGUGUGGCUAGGGAAGCCAUUUGUGUUUUAAAGUCUUCAUUUAACUUUUUAUUUUAUUGUUUAAAUACGUGGACAUGUGCCUUAAAAAAAACAAAAACAGUUGUUGUUCCCCUAAGUGUUACCGCUUUACAACACAGGUGAAUAGACAUGGGCACAUUGUUACAUGUGAGUAAAUACAUUUUUCACCAGGAGAUGUGUAAAAAGGUUAAGCUUUGGUUCCUCCUGCUCAGAACUUGAGUCAUCAUAGUUUUGUACGCAGGAGUAGAUUUUAUUUUGUCUGUUUGUAUUUUGUUUUUUUCUUAUUCAGAAUAUUCAUUUAUUUGGAAGAAUUUUUUAAAAUUUUUAUUAUUGUGUCAGCAUUUGCCUUGUAAAUUAGACAUGAUCUAUUUUUUGAUCUCUGUACUAGUAACAAAUUGCAGAAUUGUUGUAUGUUCUUUUCUAGAAGGUAAGGAAGGAGAUCCCUAAAAUGUCUUGGCCACAUUCUAGAAUACGUAGUAUAAUCUUAACCUUUUUGUACAUACUCUUGUGAAACGUAUCAUUUAAAUGUUGGCACUAAAGUUAUGUCUUGUUUGUGGCUGAAUAUUUUCCGUAGUUUUUGAAGUUGACAUGACUGACGUGCAUUUAACUAUAUAUUGCCAUCUCCUGUUUGUAAUUCUACUUGGAAUAUGGUUGUGGAUUUCUGAGCAUGUGCAGACUGGUCAAGCAAUUUCAGAAACUGGUGCAUGUAUUUUACAAUGUCAGGGAGAGCCUUUGACGAAAGAAGAGAAUAGUGGCAGUUUUUGAAAACUGACAACCAGGUGGGACCAAAGUUAAUGUGCCUUUAGUCUUAAUUUUCCUUGCAUUGUAAUAUUCUGUUGUAAUAAUAAAAAAAAAAUCUUCAAAAAUAUUUUGUAUUUAGAAACAGACCUGAAUUCCAGACAUGGCUGCGAAUCUACCAGUUGUGAUCGAGAAAACUGCUAAUCUAUAAAAUGAGCAGUUAGCUUGAAUUUAGUUUAAGACAAGUACAUUUUUUUUUUUUAUAAUAAAAAAAAACUAAUGUAUUUGUUUAAAAUCCAUAGAUUCUGUUUAUGUAGGAAAAUGGUCAUGUAUAUUUUCUAUCAGUUCAGUUUUUACAUCUUUAGAAAUGUAAAAUUCAGUCCAGUUUGAUUGCGGCACAAUUAAAAUUUAAUUUUCUAACAAAGUUGGGAGGUUUGAUGGUUGUUUUUGAUUUCACCUUGUGUAUUCUGCUUACCUCUGUAGCAUGCUCAAUAAACACUUCUGUAGCUCUGUA